AUGUCGUUAGACAAAGUUGUUGAUGAGGGUGACGUGUUGAUUGCUGAUGGAACAUCGGUGAGAGGUAAACUUGGCCCUGCAGCCAAAUUUAUUCAUGAUACAAAUGAUGAAGAUAUGGCGAAAUUAAAAUUUAUUGAUUCAUUUACUGAUGAAGAAGUGAUUAGCGGACCAGAUGACCGCGGAAAGAAAAAAUUAAAAACAACACAAUUUACGGGAUUAACUAAAGAAGCACGUUCAAUCGGAAAGAAAAACUGA
Messenger RNA from Didymodactylos carnosus, 255 nucleotides. The record is from the annotation of a GenBank genome assembly. Lineage: Eukaryota; Metazoa; Rotifera; Eurotatoria; Philodinida; Philodinidae.